This is a messenger RNA of Racocetra fulgida, 408 nucleotides long. Lineage: Eukaryota; Fungi; Glomeromycota; Glomeromycetes; Diversisporales; Gigasporaceae. The record is from the annotation of a GenBank genome assembly.
AUGUCUUCAGACAGAUACAUAGUUUCAGCACCCGGAAAAGUUAUUUUAUUUGGAGAACACGCGGUUGUUUAUGGCAAGACGGCAAUAGCUGGAAGCCUUGACAAAUUACGAACGUAUGCGUUCUUUGAAAAACGGAUUGAUGGAUAUCUUGAGUUGAACUUAACAGAUCUCGGUCUUCAACGCGCCUUCUUGUGGCCUGCCUCCGCAUUACCGUAUAGUUUAGUAAAUAAUGUUGAUGUCAAAGGAUUGUUACUUGCUUUUGGUCAUAUUUUGUCACCUCGUGAAAGUAAUGAACAAGAUAUUAAAAAAACGAGGGAAUUGAUUAAUUUAUGGGCAUAUCAAGCUGAAAAAGUUAUUCAUGGGACACCAUCUGGUGUUGAUAAUUCAGUAGCUACUUAUGCGGUGUGA